Messenger RNA from Juglans regia (Persian walnut), 2453 nucleotides. Its product is annotated as WEB family protein At2g40480-like. The coding region runs from base 289 to 2043 and encodes 584 amino acids. Lineage: Eukaryota; Viridiplantae; Streptophyta; Magnoliopsida; Fagales; Juglandaceae. The transcript is spliced from 2 exons. The record is from RefSeq and is a predicted model, not a curated record.
CCAACUUUGACUCGCCCACCCCAAUCCAAUUAAAUCAAUCCACAUCAUCAGUUACACCAUUUCCUAAACCAUACGAUCCUUAAUCACUCCACUUCAUCAGAAAAGUUCGCUCGCUGAGUGGACCCGGUUCCCACUUUCCUUUUUUCCCGACCGAGUCGUGACUCGCCACCAGCAUCAUCAUGUCACACAAACUCCGGAAUACCUUUUUCCCAUCCAGAAGUCCGUGCUCGGAGUCUUUAUAAAAACGUCUUCGUCUUCAAACAUGUCGUUAACUUUGUGUUUCUCGCAAUGGCCGAAGCCUUGGACUCGGCUGCCGACCCUGGGACGCCGGGGAUUCGGGAAAUAAGGUCCGACACGACGCCUCAGAGUUUCUCGGGUCAUGGAGUGGAUGCAGCUCCAGGUUCGGGGAUAAGGCGGUUUGGUUUGCGAGCGGAAAUCGAUACUUCCCCGCCUUUCGGGUCGGUCAAGGAGGCAGUGACCCGCUUUAGUGGGAGCGGGACCUGGGUGCCAUUUUGCGGGAUCGGAGAUAUUUAUAAUGGCAUUGAGGAGUUUGACAUUAAGAAAGUGGAGGAACAGGCAGCAGAGUUGGAGAAGGAUCUGAUUGUGAAGGAACUGGAAACACUUGAUGUCCUGGAAGAACUUGGAACAACAAAAAGGAUUGUGGAAGAUUUGAAGCGGCAACUACAGAAAGAAGCAUUGAAAUGCUUGACUGGCCAAGACCACUCUGAUGAGCAGCUGCCAACUCCUGCUAUUAAGCAAAUGGACAAAGAAAGCCACAGAAAUAUUUUCAACCAUUACGGGCAAAACGCUGGAUGUUCAAGCCCGUGCCCCACUUCAUCACCUGAUUUGAUCUUGAUGGAGUUGAAGCAAGCAAAAGUUAACCUUGGUAAAACGAUAGAUGAUCUUGGGGUGAUUCAAAAUUCCGUUGAAUCUCUAAAUAAGAAAAUGAUGAAAGAAAAGGUUUUACUUGAGAAGAGUCGUGGGUGGCUAUCAUCAAAGUUUGCCGGGGUAUCGUCGCUGGAGGAGGAGCUAAAACAAAUAAGACUAAAGCCACAAAUAGCAGACGAUAAAGAAGCCUAUGGUGCCAUUGAGAAUCCUCCAAAUAUUUCAAGGGACUUUAAAUCCAUGGAUGGGCUAUGUAAGAGAAUUGCUGAAGCUGCAACAUCUGAAGUUUCAAGUCCAAUGACUGUGAAUGAACAGACCAAGGCCAGCAUGAAGACUGCUGAGAUGAGGUUGGUUGCAGCCAAAAAGAUGGAGGAAGCGGCCAAAGCUGCAGAAGCUGUUGCACUUGCUGAAAUCAAAGCUCUUUCAAUCGAUGAGAGAUCAUCAUAUUUCAUACUUCCAGAACCAGAGAAAAUAACUUACUCUUUUGGAGAUCGAUCUCCUUUAGUCACCCAAGCUCAAAAAGUUGAGGGGCUGCCCAAGAAGAAUGUAGUUGAUGCGAAGUUCCAAACAGAUGACGCUAACAUCUCUAAACUGUCCAUUUUGAAGAAGUUAAAGGAAGCCACAGAUGAAGUUAGACACAGUAAACAAGCCCUGGAGAAAGCUUUGAACAGAGUAGAAACAGCAAAUAAAAAGCAAAUUGCCGUUGAAGAGGCUUUCCAGAGAUGGAUUCCAGAGCAUGAACAGAAGGGACAGGCAUUUUAUAAAUCGGUCAAUCGCAAUAAUAUCCAUGCAUCGGAUCACCCUGAGGUCUCUCCACUCAAUGAUAUUAAUAAAUCAAACCUUGUAAACAAUGAAACAAAGCCUGUUUUAAGGUCGACAGUUUCAAUGCGAGAUGUACUAAGCAGGAAGCAAGUUCUGCCCAAUGAAUGUAUGGCAGGAAAUGAAAUGGAAGGCCACGCAGGAGGACAGAAGGUGGCUUUGAGUCAAAUGCUUCAUGCACUGAGGGAGGACCUAGCAUUUUCUUCAAAAGCUGAGAAAGAUGGAAGUGAUCAUAAGCAGCAGUUCUUAGCACAGAGGAAGAAAUUUGGACUUAUCCAUAUAUCAUUCCCUUUGACGAAGCCAAGUAAGAAAAAAAUGCAAGCUUUGAACGCAGUGUGACGAGAUUGAUGCACUACAAAUUGUCUCGUUUGGUAACAUGUCCUUCAUUGUUACUCCAUAUAGGUCAGGUGUGGUGCUUGUUUAGCCUAGAAAAAAAAAAAAAAAUCUGUGUUUUGUUAAUUAUAUCCAUUUUUUGUAAAGGGGCUUUGUGAUUUAAUGAUCUGUGAUUUUAAUGAGCUGCGAACUAAAGGCUGGGGUAGAUGUAAUGAAAUGAUGAAGCUUUUACUCUUUGAUGCGUGAUAUUGUGACGGUUGGUGAAGCUGCAUUUGCUAGCAAACGUGAGACAUGCCUGUAAACAUGGUUUUAGUUGUUGAUGCUGCUAAUACUGGUUUCUAUGUUUUUAUUACAUGCUUGUAAUCAAUAACCGUUCUUGUACCUUAAUAGCAAGUUCCCAUGAAGAGAUUGUAGUA